AUGGUCAUACCAAUCCCCGCCCUGCCACGAGAUAAUGCUGAACCUACUGAUUUCGCCAAGGAAGCACGACCAGUGAUGGUUAUCCUUAUAGUUCUACAACUGACAUUGGGCUCUUGUCGGCUAUAUACAUUGGAUAUCUUUGGUGGUGUAUGGACCAUUGUAUUAGCAUGCUUUGGUAUAUGGGCUUAUGCCGGGAGUAGAGGACCUUAUAUGAAUGACGUCAUGUUCUGGGGCCUCCUCACGUUUUUCUGUAUGUGGAUAUUCGAUCUUAUCAUGUUCCUAGAAAGGGUAUUUAAGAAUCAUACACCGCUAUUUAUAAGCAGCUCUCCAAAUGAAGGCAGUUCCUUCAACUUUACAGCCUUCCAAGGUCUCAUAGGGCAUAGGGGAACUCGAAUGAUAGUGUUUGGGUCAGGUAGAGAUAUAGCCCAGUCGCCAUGGUUGGAGAUAACAUGUGAGGAAGAUAUCUAUGCUGCUCCUGUAGAGCAUGCACUAUUCGGAGGGGACGAGCAUCUUAAGGCACAUACUAGCGGUCAUUCCCUCCCCAAUGGUCUAACCCAACGUGACAGACUGGACUCACUCGUAAAGACCUAUGCAGCGAUGGUGAGGGCCUUCGAGGAAGUAGGCUUGGAUGUAUUCCUCGAAUCAAGCUGCCUCAUAGGGUACGUCCGUCAUAAUGGCAACCCCAUACCAUGGGAUAUGGAUAUUGAUAUAGGUUUGCUCCAAGAUGACUGUCGUAGAGUAUUCCCUGGGGGUAAUGCCGAGAUGUAUCAUAGGAUAUCGGCAUUACUAGGGCCAGAAUAUUCAGUGGAUAAGAUGGGAUGCGACUGUGGGGAUAGCUGUGAAGGGGAUGAUGGCAGGAUGGUUGGACAUGUUGCGGACAAGGUGACAGGAUUCGGUGUUGAUAUAUUCUCCUAUGCUACGGUUACACCCGAUGACCUACGUCCUUGGCAACAGCAGGAUGGUGGCCGAUGGCUAGAGAGGGUAAAAGACCGAGAUGACUACACCUUCCCAGAGGAGGCUUUACUCCCCCUCCAGAGAGCAACAUUCGCCGGUUUUCUCAUCAUGCAUCGAGACCCUACCCCUAUCGUAGCUGCCCUUUCUACAGUACUAUUGAGCACCUUGGGAGCACUCGGGAUUAAUAGCUAUGUCCCCAAUGCCUAUAUGGAUGAGAUAUUCCACGUCCCUCAAACACAGGCGUACUGCUCGGGUCACUUGAAAGAGUGGGACGACCACAUCACAACCCUCCCUGGGCUGUACUUCUGGGCUGCUGUUGACAUGCACCGUCUGCUGGCCGUGAUCGCAUCCCUGUGGACGUAUAUUCUGACGGCUCUCGGAUUCAUCGCUUUCCUCCUCUAUAAUGGAUCAAUAGUCGUGGGACAUAAGGAGAAUCAUGUGGCUUCAUGGCAUUGGGCACAGAUACCAUACCUCAUCCUAACAGUCACUUUCUUCAUGGGACCUCUAGGCUGGUUGAGUACGAUACGAUCUGUCAUUAACGGCGGCCCUCUGAGACCUAUAAUGGAUACUGGGGUUAUGACCGUAUCCUAUCUCAUGCUACGCUUCGGGACUAUCGUCCAUCCUUUCCUACUCGCUGACAAUCGCCACUUCACAUUCUAUUUAUGGAGACAUCUACUUCGUCACUCCACAUUUAGAAUUGGUGUACUACCGCUUGCAGUUAUGGUCAUUGUCCGAGGAAUCGGCAACUCAGGAUGGGCAGUACGCUUCUUCCAUAAGACCGAGAAUAAGAUUGCGGCCGUAGUAUUCGCCUUAUGUUGCGUAUUGGCCCUAGUGCCGUCUCCCUUACUGGAACUGCGAUACUUCAACAUUCCCGCGCUAGGAGUAUUGCUCGUGUAUGUAGACUGUGAGGAUAAUGCGACCAAGCUCUGUGCUACUGCUGCUUGGAUGGCGCUGAUUAACACAUUCGAUAACCAGCGAAAGGAUUAUAAAGACACAUUCCGGGAGGGUGAGUUCGACGUAUGA
Molecule: messenger RNA, 1977 nt
Organism: Perkinsus marinus ATCC 50983
Lineage: Eukaryota; Perkinsozoa; Perkinsida; Perkinsidae
Exons: 15
Coding region: 1-1977 (658 amino acids)
Biological process (GO): dolichol-linked oligosaccharide biosynthetic process; protein N-linked glycosylation
Cellular component (GO): endoplasmic reticulum
Molecular function (GO): dolichyl pyrophosphate Glc2Man9GlcNAc2 alpha-1,2-glucosyltransferase activity
Source: RefSeq, a predicted model, not a curated record